CGCAACCGGAUUCGCGUCGCGCAUCACUAGAAUCCAUCGCUUCAUUUCUCGCUGCCAAAGAGGAACCGGGGAACUCUAGCAGACCUAGCAGCAUGGUCGAGGUGGUAGCCGCCACCAUAUACGCGCCAUCGCCAGUUCUCAGCGUUGCUCUCUCGACCAACGGAGUGGAAGACUGGUGUGUACCCCCAGCUAUAAAAAAAGAUCCGCAUUCUCCUAUAUCCCCGUCUGACUUCAGCAGCGACAUAAUCCGGCUUGGACCUCCACCGGAGCCCACAGCGACCCCAGAGGUCCAAGACCCACAGUCCGAAACAGACAUACAUCCAGAAAGGAAAAUAAUUCACGUAAAAAAUGACAGAGAACUUGGAGAAAUUAGGAGAAUAUCUUCAGAAAAAUUAGAAAUGAAUUCUAAAAAUCCAUCAGAAGAAUUAAAUGUUUCUGAUAAUGAGGUUACAGGUAUUGAGGUCCAAGCGAAAAAGAACCAAAUUAAAAACAAAGCUAAGAAAGAUGAAAAAGGGGAACAGAACCAUGAAAGGGAUAAAGAAGCCAAGAAAGCGGGGCAGAAAGAUGAGAGAGGCAAAGAAGACAAGAAAGUGGAGCAAAAAAAUGAGAGAGAUAAAAUAGACAAGAAAGCGGGGGAGAAAACUGAGAAGGAAAAAGAAGACAUCAGUAAAUUAGACGAUAAAACAAAGAGGAUUAAAGGAAAGGGAGUGGGCAAGAAAACUGUGCAGAAAGAGACGAGGGGAAGAAAACCGAAAGCCGCUCCGGUCAAAGAGAAGAAAACGUUACCGAAGCGAGCGACCAACGCCGCCCCUCCACAAGGAGAUGUGGCCACCAACACAAGACUUCUAAGGAACUCCCGCGAACCGCCGCCAGCAAACCCGGACGUUUACGAGUUCGACGAACUCGAAGCCUCUCGGCCUCCCUCUGGCCUCCGUCGCCGCAACCAGGCCACUCCCGAGCCCCCCGCGCAGAGCCCUGAAAGCAUACAAUACAUGGACAUAUGCCCUACAAGCUCACAACUAGUCAAAAUUAAUACUAAAAAAGAAGAAGUUGGGAACGUACUUAGUGUUAGUUUAGUGCCUAAGGACGAUAUAUAUAAGAAGCAGAAGAAUUUAAUAGAUAAUCUGACUAAUAGUCCAGCGCUGCUGAAUAAGUUUUUUAACUGCUUGCCGACGGAACUACAGAAUGAGCUUGGGAGCUUGGCCACGGAGGGGAAUGGGCGGGAAGAAGCUUAUUUGGAAGAAAAGGCGAGGACGGUCUUAGAGGCACCCACGUAUUAUCCUACGGCUGAAGAGUUUGAGGACCCGAUAAAGUACUAUGACAAAAUCGCCCCCGAGGCCUCAAAAUACGGCCUCUGCAAAAUAGUUCCCCCGGAAAACUUCAAACCUAAAUGCACCAUGAGCGACACAAUCCGCUUCGCCGUCAUAUACCAGUACAUAUCCAAGAUGUACAGCCGCUGGGGGCCCGUGUCCAGGGAGCUGGCUGCUAUCAAGGCGCACUUGCGCACCCAGAGCGUCGUGUUCGCGCGGUCUCCCCUCUUGGACGGCAGCGAAGUGAACCUCCCCAAGCUAUACCACGCCGUCGAGCGUAACGGCGGCCUCAGCAACGUAAUACAACGCAAGCGCUGGGGCCGCGUCGCCGACGAGAUGAAGCUGACCAAGCUGCAGCACCCCGAGCGCAAGCUGGACCCCAUAUACAUGCGAUACCUGCUGCCCUACGCCACGCUGUCUGACCAGGAACGCCAAAAUAUAAUGGCGGAGGUGGAAAAAUGCUGGACAACCAAGUACCAGAAGAUGCUGGAACGGGCCCGCAAUCCCUUCCAGCGCCAGUACCGCAUGCUGGGCACCGAGUGCGAGUCCGAAUCUGACGAUGAAGGGGAAGAUGGCAACACAGCCGGCGCGCUACAUGAGGCAGAGGACUGUAUAGUGCAAGGGCGGACCAUGAACCUUGUCACAUUCAAGAAGAUCGCGACGUCCCUCAUGGACGCACACUUCGAGCCGUCGAAGCAGCCGCCGGGCGCCGUCGACGUCGAGAAGGCGUACUGGCGCGCCGUGCUGCUGGGCACCGAGCACAUCGUGGCCAACACGGCGUCCAUAGACACAGGAGAGGAGGGUUAUGGGUUCCCGAAGGACCCGCAGGCCGAGUACGGCGCGCACCCCUGGAAUCUCAAGGUGCUAGCGAAGAACCCUAACAACGUGCUCCGCUACCUCGGUCCUGUGCUGGGCGUCACCGUGCCCACCCUCCACCUCGGCAUGCUGUUCAGCACCUCGUGCUGGCACCGCGACCCCCACGGCCUGCCCUGGACCGAGUACAUGCACAGCGGCGCCGAGAAGAUAUGGUACGGCAUCCCUCGCGACGAAAGCGCGAAUUUUAGACGAGCAGUCGAAACCCUGUGCCCCGCCUACUGCCAAAACAAAUCCAUCUGGCUCGCCUCCGAGAUCACCAUGGUCCCACCCAACAUCCUCAGCGAGCACGGAGUGAAGCUGUCAAGGCUGCUGCAGAGACCCGGGGAAUAUGUCCUCGUGUUCCCGGAGGCCCAUUCAUGCUCAAUUACAACCGGAUUUGGGAUAUCAGAGAGUGUCUACUUUGCUUCGAACGCUUGGCUGACGGAUGUGUACAAACUAUUUCAGGAGCUGCGUAACAGCUGCGAACCGACCAUGUUUUCACUGGAGCAGCUCCUCCUCAACGGCAGCGCCGAUUUCUCGGCCCCCUACCAGGUGUGCUCCGUGCUGACCACGCUGCUCAACGCCGAGCUGGAGCACCGGCGCGCCCUCGAGCAGAAGGGGCUCAAGGUAACACGGUCAUGUUCCCCCUACAGUUCCUCACGGCUCCUCGGCCCCCUACCAGGUGUGCUCCGUGCUGACCACGCUGCUCAACGCCGAGCUGGAGCACCGGCGCGCCCUCGAGCAGAAGGGGCUCAAGACGGCUCCUCGGCCCCCUACCAGGUGUGCUCCGUGCUGACCACGCUGCUCAACGCCGAGCUGGAGCACCGGCGCGCCCUCGAGCAGAAGGGGCUCAAGGUGCAAGAGCGCCCCCAGUCGUCAGCGCCCCUCAACACGUCAUACUUCCGCGCGUGGAACACUAGGGAUCAAGACGAGUGCGAGUACUGCCGCUCCACCCUGUUCCUCUCCAAGGUGACCGGGCUCACGGGCCGCAAGUCGGCCGUGUGCCCCGAGCACGCGCUCCGCCUGCUUGAGACCAAAAAGCACAAGAACGUCGAACUGCACGCGCUCGAGUUCCUCUCGUCGUUCACGACGCACGCGCUCGAGGAGAUGCUCGAGCGACUCGAGUCGCGCACCGCCGGCGAGCAGAGCUAAGCGAUCAACCGGACCCCGAGUACUAGGUCAACCUUUUCAAUCCCAGAAG
Molecule: messenger RNA, 3366 nt
Organism: Cydia fagiglandana
Lineage: Eukaryota; Metazoa; Arthropoda; Insecta; Lepidoptera; Tortricidae
Gene: Jarid2
Product: protein Jumonji
Exons: 16
Coding region: 93-3317 (1074 amino acids)
Biological process (GO): regulation of gene expression; chromatin remodeling
Cellular component (GO): chromatin; nucleus
Molecular function (GO): DNA binding
Source: RefSeq, a predicted model, not a curated record